CAAACUCACAUUUAGGAAGUUAGGUAGAUCUGUGGGUAACCAGUCUCUGGAUCAUGGACUGGCCGGAUUCCCAUCUAUCUGGGCCUUGUAUACUGUGUCAAAAUUUAGCAGUUAUUGCCCCUUCAAGAGCUCCCAAAGAGAAUGUUCGGUGGCAGUUCGACAAAAUACUUCAUGCUCUGGCCGCCUGCCCUCCAAGUGCUCAACUUUCCUUCGCAGCGGCAACAGGAGCAGGCCCCUCGUCCGGUGGUUCACUUUGAGCAUCCUCCGGGUCACCAGCUCCACACCGCGCCCUACUUCUUGAGGAUACCAAGAACUGUUCCUGAUGCCGAUGCCCCCAGUUCCCAGGAGACCGGAAAUGGGCCCAAGACGGAAGUAACCUUCAUGCGGCGUUGCUACAUGAUGGCCGGCCUAUUCUCGGUCACCACCGCGAUCAUGGCGAUGAUCCUAUCGAAGGCCAUUCCUUCGGAAGCCGAUCUCUCGCUGCCUGGCCUUAUUUGCGCUGUGGUGUCUUUUAUGGUUCUUUUUGUGCUCUGCAUCGGAACCAAGUGUCGCAAGCUCUACUGGUUCAGUUUCAUUCUGGCGGGCUGCUUCGCGAGUCUGGCCUGCGUGAGCGUAAUCCUGGUUCUCCUGGAACGGAACCUAGUGGUUAUGUGCCUCGCCCUUCUGGGGGCCUCCGCCCUGAUAGUGACCUGCUAUUUUGCUGGAGCCUGGCUGCCCAGGAACGUACUCCCAGGCGAGGCAGCCUUACUGCUCCUGGUCUUUUUCUUCGUGGUGGCCUCCAUCUUCGUGCUCAUCAUGUUUGUCUUCACAAACAGAAGGAUCUACCAACUGUUGUACUUCAUCUUUUUGGUCAUUACGGUGAUUCCCACAGCCCUGUACCAUGCCCAAGUGGUUCACGGCAGGCGGUUCAAGCUGCCUGUCCACGAAUUCGUGAUUUGCGCCGUCACCGUCUAUCUGCACUUUCUGUUGUCCUUCACGGCCCUUUACUUCCUUAUUUGGACACCGGGUGGUGAUAUGGUCAGGUGAUGGGGCAGCAAAUGGCUGGUAAGCAUAUCAGUGGCACUCGAUUGUAGAAGUACGGCUCGGAUUUGAUUGGAGUAUACUGUCCGAUUGAUUGGAGUGUUACUGCUAAUAAAGCCUCCGUGUUUGGUAUCUUUUGUAACGAAAAUAA
Molecule: messenger RNA, 1171 nt
Organism: Drosophila biarmipes
Lineage: Eukaryota; Metazoa; Arthropoda; Insecta; Diptera; Drosophilidae
Exons: 1
Coding region: 142-1026 (294 amino acids)
Source: RefSeq, a predicted model, not a curated record